Molecule: messenger RNA, 1026 nt
Organism: Geodia barretti
Lineage: Eukaryota; Metazoa; Porifera; Demospongiae; Tetractinellida; Geodiidae
Source: the annotation of a GenBank genome assembly
AUGAUGGUGAAUGAGAAUACUGCGCGCCUCAGCACCGCUUUCACUGUCUCCGUGGAUGUAUUGGACGGCGCGACGACCGGCAUAUCGGCGCAUGACCGCGCCGCGACGAUCAAGGCGCUGAUCGAUCCUAGAACCAGGCCGGAAGACCUGGCGCGGCCCGGGCACAUAUUCCCGCUGCGUUACAUGGAGGGCGGCGUGCUGAAGCGCACGGGGCAGACGGAGGCGGUGGUAGAUCUGGCGCGACUUGCGGGCUUGCAGCCUGCGGGCGUCAUCUGCGAGAUUAUGGCGGACGAUGGCUCCAUGGCGCGCAUGCCACAACUGGAAAAGUUCGCCGGAAGGCACGACCUGAAGAUAGUGAGCGUCGCGGAUAUCAUCGCGUAUCGCCGCGAGCAUGAGCGGCUCAUCGAGCGAGUAGCUGAGGCGCGAGUGCCCACGCCAUACGGCGAAUUCACCGCCGUGUCAUACAGAAGCCUUGUUGAUAGGGACGAGCAUGUUGCGCUUGUAAAGGGAAGCAUCAAUGCGGACGAGGCGACUCUUGUGCGCGUCCAUAGCGAAUGCCUGACUGGUGAUGUGUUCGACAGCAUGCGCUGCGACUGUGGCGACCAGAGAGAUCUCGCCCUGAAGGCAAUCGGCGAAGAGGAGUCGGGCGUCUUCCUGUACAUGCGGCAAGAAGGACGCGGCAUCGGCAUUCACAACAAGCUCAAGGCCUAUGCGCUUCAAGACGAGGGCUUGGACACGGUUGACGCCAAUAUCAAGCUGGGGUUCGACCCGGACCCGCGGCAGUACGGCGUGGGCGCGCAGAUUCUGGUUGACCUUGGCGUGCGUAAGAUGCGCUUCCUGACGAAUAACCCGAAGAAGCGCGUGGGCAUCGAGAGCUUCGGGCUGGAGCUUGUGGAAGAGGUGCCGCUCGUCGCGCCGGUUAACGAUGAGAACCGUCGCUAUCUGGAGACGAAGGUGCAGCGAAUGGGGCAUACAAUGGACAUUGACCUUAUGGACAUUGACCUUGCGGCAGGUGACGACCAAUGA